Molecule: messenger RNA, 924 nt
Organism: Rhinichthys klamathensis goyatoka
Lineage: Eukaryota; Metazoa; Chordata; Actinopteri; Cypriniformes; Leuciscidae
Gene: csrp1a
Product: cysteine and glycine-rich protein 1a
Exons: 6
Coding region: 164-742 (192 amino acids)
Biological process (GO): sarcomere organization; muscle tissue development
Cellular component (GO): cytoplasm; Z disc; nucleus
Molecular function (GO): actinin binding; structural constituent of muscle
Source: RefSeq, a predicted model, not a curated record
UCACUGUUUGCCCCACCCUGAGCUCCUGCACUAAAGUUUGACACAGACCCUCCACCGCUGCAUGUGUUAGGACAGAAGAAGCUGUUCUUAUUACCACAGUCUGUUGGACUCUGAGUGUAGAUUUUCUGUCCACAUCCACAUACCUACCAAGGAUCACUUCAGGAUGCCUCUUGGGGGUGGAAACAAAUGUGGCUGCUGCCAGAAAACAGUGUACUUUGCAGAGGAAGUGCAGUGUGAAGGACGGAGCUUCCACAGAUCCUGCUUCCUGUGCAUGGUGUGCAGGAAAAAUCUAGACAGCACUACAGUGGCCGUCCAUGAGAAUGAGAUCUACUGCAAGGCCUGUUAUGGCAAAAAAUACGGGCCCAAAGGCUACGGCUACGGCGCUGGUGCAGGAACUCUGAGCAUGGACAAAGGAGAGUCGCUGGGCAUUAAAGUCGAGGAGCCUCAAGAGCACCGGCCCACCAAUAACCCAAACACAUCCAAGUUUGCUCAAAAGUUUGGCAGCUCUGAUGUUUGUCCACGGUGUAGCAAGGCCGUCUACGCGGCUGAAAAAGUCAUAGGGGCAGGAAAUGCAUGGCACAAGGGUUGUUUCCGGUGUGCGAAAUGUGGAAAGGGGCUGGAAUCCACAACUUUAGCUGACAAGGAUGGAGAAAUCUUCUGCAAAGGUUGCUAUGCCAAAAGCUUUGGACCAAAAGGCUUUGGAUAUGGCCAAGGUGCUGGAGCGCUGUCACACACUCAAUAGAUUCCCUACACCACAACCUUUCCUAUACAUUCCCCAUUGUGAGCAUCCGUAGAAGCAGCUGAACACCUCCUGCUCAUGUACAUGUGAAUGCAUGUCAGCGUCUUCAAAAAGGAAACCGGCGUCAGUCGAGAAGGAAACCAUUGUUCAGAUGCUUCGGUCUAAUUCUUAAACAAGACGACACA